Molecule: messenger RNA, 490 nt
Organism: Aspergillus costaricaensis CBS 115574
Lineage: Eukaryota; Fungi; Ascomycota; Eurotiomycetes; Eurotiales; Aspergillaceae
Exons: 1
Coding region: 117-401 (94 amino acids)
Source: RefSeq, a predicted model, not a curated record
AUAUUCUUGCUUUUCUUGUUGAGAGGAUACGUUGUUUCGGGUCUUCACGGGUGGCGAACCAGCGGAAUUGAUCUUAAGGGUCAUUGGGUGGCAGGCUCACUUUACGUUUUGGCCUUAUGUUCUUGUACAGCAUCUAUUUUGUCUACGUACUAUUCCCCCUCUGUUUCAUUUGUCUUGGACUCUCCACACCCGAUUGGAUAUCCAUGAGUCAGCUGCCAAACAAUUUUUUCAUUUCUUACUCGUUUAUAUGUUGGAAUGGAACGCAACAACACCAUUGGUGUAUGCAGCACAUAUGGUUCCCUACUUUGGCAAAAGAGCGCACCUGUCAGCCAGGUUCGGAACACAAUUGUUUGGCCUGGAAUCUGAUUCGCAGAAUUGACUUUCUAGUGCCCCCUGUAUAGACCAAUGAAUGCAGCACAGUUGACCGAUCUUCAUGGAACGUGUCGUGCUGCGGGCAUCGGUGUUUGCUCUGUGACGUCCGCAACGUCCC